CAAUGGCAGGAUACCAGCUUUGGUCACCAUGGACCCCACUGGAUGAGAGCUUCCAAUGGCUGCGACACACAACACCUACACCUUCUUCCAAGCACCCCUUCAGGGCUUCCCCCUGCUUCCCACACACCCCUUCUGACCUUGAAGUGCAGCUGUGCUUUCAAGAGGUCACUCUAGUCCUAGACAGCUCAUUCCUGGAGGCUGGGGUGAGUCCCAAGUUACCCUGCCACACAUCAGAGCUCCGAGCCAUGAACAACAAGAAAGGGCUGGUCAGGAAGCCCCAGCCUGUCCGCCUCAGUGGAGUGGAUUCUGUCUUUGGCAGGGUCAUCACGGCUCAGCCACCAAAGUGGACUGGGACCUUCAGAGUUUCAGACAAGUCAGCCUUUUGCAAAAUCAUCAGCCGGGAGCACCAGUGGCCCAUGGGACUGAAGGAGCCUCAGAUUCAGAUGACAGUGACCAUGUGCAAACAGAUGUUGCGCUCCAUCCUCUUGCUGUAUGCGACGUACAAGAAGUGCACCUUCGCCUUGCAGCACUCCAAGUAAAGGGUCCCCGUCUUGUCCCUAUGCCUCACACCAUGCCUUUUCUAUGCGCCUGAAGCUCACAUAGACCUGUCCAUGUAAAGGGAACUGUGUUCGCCUCAGCCUUGUUGCUUUUCCGUCAAGCAGUGACAAUUCAGGAGCCCCUCUCCUCCCUUCCCCUCCAAAACAGGGCCAGUGACAGAGCAAGGGAGAACGUUUCCAUUGUAAAGCUGAACAACCGUUUAAAAGAGUCAAACUAGCACUGACAUAUACAUUGAUAACUAACCAUUAAACAAACCAUAUAAACC
This is a messenger RNA of Vicugna pacos (alpaca), 823 nucleotides long. Lineage: Eukaryota; Metazoa; Chordata; Mammalia; Artiodactyla; Camelidae. The record is from RefSeq and is a predicted model, not a curated record.